GUUGAAAUGCGAUCGAGCUUCCGAGAUGCCACGUGGUGAACUCCCUUUUGCCGUCGGAGCGUCGGCGCGCACCAAUCUGUCCGAUUCGUGUCUUGCAUAGCGACGACGAGCUCGAAAACGAGGGAACAUUGGCCAAUGAAACAGGCUAGCUGACCACAAUGGCGUCGUCGCGCCUCUUACAGUACGGUGCGCAAUAUCCACUGUACGGUGUCGGGUAUUCUCAUUCCACGAGCAAUCCGCUCCGCACAGCCCUCACGACAUUGGUCACUGGCCCCACCAACAAACUUCUAGUGGUUGAUCCGACUCAGCAGGCUGGCCAAGACUUUCGUCAGAUCGCUUCAGUCGGUAUCGGAUUUCCAGCUACUAAAGUCGGGUGGGAGCCUGCUGGUCUCUCUGGAUACUCAGAUAGCGGAGCGGAGCUGCUAGCCACGACGGGAGACGUGCUGAGGAUCUGGGACUUGUCAAAAGACUGGGAGUCUAAUGGGAAAGGCUUUGUGGGACGGAACGGUUGGACAGAGGAAGAUCAUGUACUGAGAGCAAGGAGCGUGUUGACAAAUAGCAAAUCUCCACAGAUGAGUUUACCUCCCAUCACAUCGUUCUCUUGGAACCCAGUCAAGCCUUCAACCAUCGUCACCUGUUCCAUUGAUACCACAGCCACGCUAUGGGAUAUCAACACGUCCCAGGCGUUGACACAGCUUAUCGCUCAUGACAGAGCAGUGUACGACCUGGCAUGGCUCCCCCAAUCUCCAGACAUUUUCGUGUCCGUUGGUGCAGACGGAUCACUGAGAGCGUUUGAUCUCCGACAAUUAGAGCACUCGACCAUCUUGUACGAAUCAUCUCACGAUACACCUUUGGCCAGGAUAGCAUUCAGCAACAGUGAACAGCACAUGCUGGCUUGCUUUGGCAUGGACGACAACAAAACCCUGAUCUUGGAUAUGAGGAGUCCCGGAUCACCGGUAGCUGAACUUGGAGGUCAUCAAGGCGCCCUGAGCGCUAUCGGUUGGGGCGCUCCGGGUGAUUCACCGGGCGCGUCGAGCGGUGGAUGGAUAGCCAGUUGUGGCGACGACUGUCAAGUUCUCAUGUACGAUUUAUGCUCCACUCUUCCCACUCCCAGAGCACCUUCUAGAAAUCCCAGCUCGCGCAAUUCAUAUACCCUUUCUCCGCCUGCGACGCCAUCACGACGAUCUACGCCCAGUCCCGCUCCUUCCGUCGACAUUCGACCCGUCAAAGCUUGGACAGCCGAUGCUCAAGUGAACAACCUAGCCUUUUCAGAUGCUGGCGAUUGGCUCAGUUGUGUCAGCGGAUCGAAGCUGACCAUGUUGAGAGUGUAA
Molecule: messenger RNA, 1331 nt
Organism: Kockovaella imperatae
Lineage: Eukaryota; Fungi; Basidiomycota; Tremellomycetes; Tremellales; Cuniculitremaceae
Product: putative transparent testa glabra 1 protein
Exons: 6
Coding region: 159-1331 (390 amino acids)
Cellular component (GO): nucleus
Molecular function (GO): protein binding
Source: RefSeq, a predicted model, not a curated record